AAGUGGGAAGAAAGAAGCACUGCUGGUAACAUAACAGAGAGGACUGCUUUUGGCAAAUCCUUCUCAAGUCUAGUGCACUUAGUAGAAUCUAGAGUCAUUUCUGGAAAAAGCACAGUCACAAUGUCACAACUCCACGCUAAAUUCUAGAGCUUUUUUUAGAGCAGUUUGAUGAACUCAAUCUGUCUUGCCGCAGAGAGAAUUUGAAGAAAAGAUUGAUCAAAUAUUUUCAGAAAAGGCUAGAGUUUUGGAAACCAAAACGUGCUAAUGUAGCAGAAAUCGCGUUCUCGUCUUCAAUUGCGAAAGGAGAUCUACUGGAAGCAUUUCUAAAUUUGAAACACAAGAUUGAUGAAGUUGUUGAGAUUGAAGAUAUGAGUGCAGUUGACGACGAUGACUUUACGUCACCUUCUUCCGCGAUGACUCAUCUGCACAGUGCUUUGGAAUUACGCAGUGAUGUAAUGGAUGUGACAGAAACCAGGAUAUGGCCUCCCACAGCAGAUGAUAUUAACAAAGCUGCUAUUGAUCGUCAUGUUCCUCCACUGUUAUACAACUACUUGGUUUUGUUGCUAUAGCUCGUUGAUGUGGAAAGCACAACUUUGAUGUCUAGAGCCUUGAACGACGUAUCCCUCUAUAAUGUGCCAGAGAUUACACAUCGCAGAGUUUUGUCAAUUGCUCAAGACAUUAUCUACACUGCUCAUAACGGCCGCGUCAAAACUUCUAGGCAGGUUUUACUACCUACUGCAAUUCAUCACAUAACUAGAAGCGCCCAAGUAGUUAGUUUGCUAAAUCGCUUUGGCCAUGGAAUAUCUAUGAGCCAGAUUAAAGAAAUGGAUAACGCUCUCGCGGAGAAACAAUUGGAACUGGCUGGUACUGGAAACGUUCCACUUCCUUCAAAUGUCGAUCUUUUGACGUCAGUUGUAUUAGCUACUGACAACAAUGAUAUAAUGGAGGACACGCCAACAGGGUCCAACACUACGCACUGCACUAAUUCUAUUCUCAUCCAGCGUGCUGUUCCUACUGUUGCUGCAAUGCCGUACGUUUAUGAUCAGUCUCAGAAACGUACACACACACGUUGUGAUACCGUAAGCUCCUUUUCAAAACGUGGAAAAGGUGGAGCUUUCAAACUGAUCAGCAGUGGCCACAUACAAGCGAUGCAGCGUCUAGGAGAAUCUCUUACGCUUGAUGAACAUCUAAUUCAAUUGUUUGAAGAGUUUGUGUACAAAACAUACGGAAAGGAGUCAUUUACAAAUGUGAAUUCGUUAAGAUAUCACUUGUUUUGCACUGCAACAUCCAAGUGGUACGCUGAUUUACCUCCAACCCGUGACGCAUUUGUUCAACAUGUCCGCCGAAGCAACUACCAAGCGUUUCUUUGGAAACAGUGUCUUCAGCAUGGAGCAGUUUCCGGUCCUAUUGGGCAUGGUUGGGAUAUUGAUGAUGGCGACAUCAACGUAUUAUGGAUGACUCUUCCUCUUGCACCUUUGGCUCUCUUGGAACUACUGCGUUGUGGUUGUUCAUCGAGUUGCAAGUGCAAAGAGUGUGUCAAUGCCGCGGCUGCUGCUCCUCCUGUCACUGAUGUAUACGUUGAAGACGACGACCUGAUUGUUCUCUAUGAAAUGUAAGCCAGACAACUAUAUAAUAGCUACAGUACGCUGGUUUGUGCAAAUAUCAUUUAAUGUUAGAAAUUGAACUAAGAUGAAGUUGUUUACAGUGCUAAAAACUUUGAUGUUAGUUUUCUUAAUAUAAUCAAGUUGUGUUGCUAAAUUAAAAUUUACCUUGUAACAUUUGCGAGUAAAGAUUGAUG
Corticium candelabrum is the source of this 1798-nucleotide messenger RNA. RefSeq lists its product as uncharacterized. Lineage: Eukaryota; Metazoa; Porifera; Homoscleromorpha; Homosclerophorida; Plakinidae. The record is from RefSeq and is a predicted model, not a curated record. The coding region runs from base 597 to 1616 and encodes 339 amino acids. The transcript has a single exon.